Molecule: messenger RNA, 702 nt
Organism: Diversispora eburnea
Lineage: Eukaryota; Fungi; Glomeromycota; Glomeromycetes; Diversisporales; Diversisporaceae
Source: the annotation of a GenBank genome assembly
AUGGAGAUACCCGAACAUUGUGGCGAUGGAUCAUUUGAAUAUAAAGCUUUUGUACCUUCGAUAAAAAGUCAAUUGACUCCGUGGCCGGUAGGCGUCGCAGCCCUAAUUGUCAAUUCAUUAAUAUUAUAUCCCACAUAUCAAUGGAGAUGGUUCAGUAUUUUUUCAGCUCUAUGGUCUCUCAUUGGAGGUAUAACAUCUAUGCUGCGUGUAUUUCUGGCAAAAAAAGGUCAAAUGGUCAUAGCACACAGUAUGCCUUUCAGCUUACCUUUGGCUAUUGGAGCUGGUAUUAUCAGACUUACUGUUGAAGAUGGAAAAAAGGAUUUUAAAGAGAGAUGGAAAACAUUAUUUGCAGUGGUGAUUAGACAAUUCCCUUGGCAUAAACCAUUAAAAACGGAUGAUAUAUAUGAUAUAGAAAAAAUAUCAAAUUCUAAUAAAACUGAUGAUAUAGAAGAAACACUAAAUUCUAAUGAAACGGACAAUAUAGAAGAAACAUCAAAUUCUAAUGAAUAUCGCAAAAUCAUAGAAAAAUCAAAUUCACUUAAUGUAUAUCAACGAAUCGAAGAAAGAUUGAGACUAAUAGCAUUAGUUAUUGAUCUCAUAGCAAUGGUAGCAGGUGCAGUUCGUGUGUGGGAAUGGCACCAUUUGUGGGAUUUGCCGUAUUCACCAUAUGAUUCAACGCUUGAUACCAUAUGUUUUUGUUAA